Molecule: messenger RNA, 2664 nt
Organism: Parasteatoda tepidariorum (common house spider)
Lineage: Eukaryota; Metazoa; Arthropoda; Arachnida; Araneae; Theridiidae
Product: dual specificity tyrosine-phosphorylation-regulated kinase 4
Biological process (GO): peptidyl-serine phosphorylation; peptidyl-threonine phosphorylation
Cellular component (GO): cytoplasm; cytoskeleton; nucleus
Molecular function (GO): protein serine/threonine/tyrosine kinase activity; protein serine/threonine kinase activity; ATP binding
Source: RefSeq, a predicted model, not a curated record
UCCCACCUCCUCCCGCAGCAGGGAUCGAGUGUCGAGGCUGGGGCGAGCCUUUCUAAAGCACUUGCAAUUCCAUAAGAGUCGACCUAUGGCUGCACUGGCCUCUCUCACUCACCGUUUGUCGUCGAGCGAGAAUCCGAGGAAAGGUUUGACCCUUUUGGACAAGUCUUGCAGCAUGCCCGCCAUUGUGCCUCGACUACCACGAUCCAGAUCCAACCACCACAGGCAACAAAGCAGCACCUCCGGAAGCACCUCAUCACUUGGGUCAGAGCCGAGUAAAUCUCUGCCCAGAAUCACGAGAUCUCAGUACAAUAUUCGAUGCCCGAAUGCGGGAUCAGAUGCUGAUUCCAUGUCCCGCAUCUCUCUCUACCUGGAAGAACGACGACUUAUCCUCAACGCUGCAAGGGAAGGACAAUUGGUAGAUCUCACACCAGACGAUACUCCUCCCAGAAGGGUGGAGUUCUAUCGAAGGAGAAGUCCCUCACCCAAACCUAAGAAUGAUCCAUACGGAAGAAGAUUACCUCUCACCCCUCAAGAAGCCUUGACCUAUUACGCAGGCCGCUUAAAUAAAUAUGAGCGAGCAGAAGUGGCUCAGUACCCUCAAGUGUGGUACCUAGGACUGGAUGCGAGCAAGAUAGAGGGGGAGCUAAGGGGAGCCCAGAACUGUGGAUACGAUGAUGACAAUGGAUCUUAUAUUAAGGUGCUACACGACCACAUAGCUUACAGGUAUGAAAUUCUGGAAGUAAUCGGCAAGGGAUCUUUCGGACAAGUAAUACGAGCACUGGAUCACAGGACGGACCAGCAAGUGGCAUUGAAAAUAAUUAGGAACAAGAAAAGGUUUCAUCAGCAAGCACUGGUAGAAGUCAAGAUAUUGGAACAGGUGACAAAGAAGGACAGAGACGGAUUUUUCAAUGUUAUUCACAUGCUGGAUCAUUUUUACUUCAGGAACCACCUCUGCAUCACUUUUGAACUCAUGGGGUGCAAUUUAUACGAGUUAAUCAAAAAGAAUCAGUACCAAGGAUUCAGUUUAGGGCUGAUCCGAAGAUUUGCAUUCUCCUUAGUCCAGUGCCUCCGACUCCUUCACCGAGAGAACAUAAUACAUUGUGAUCUUAAACCGGAAAACAUUCUGUUGAAGAGUCGUGGAAGUAGCUCCAUCAAGGUGAUAGACUUCGGUAGCUCCUGCUUUAGUCAUCAAAGGGUCUAUACCUACAUUCAAUCUAGAUUCUACAGGUCACCCGAAGUAAUCCUGGGUCUCCCCUAUGGUCCCCCGAUCGACAUGUGGAGCCUAGGCUGCAUCCUGGCCGAGCUCUACACUGGCUAUCCAUUAUUUCCGGGUGAAAACGAGGCUGAUCAGUUGGCAUGUAUCAUGGAAAUCUUCGGUCCGCCUCCACCUUCCGUCCUAGACGCUGCAUCACGACGGCGGCUCUUCUUUGAUUCGAAAGGUGUUCCUCGAACAUUAACGAAUAGUAAAGGAAAGAAGAGGAAACCGAGUUCCAAGACUCUCGGAGUGGUUUUAGGUUGCAGUGAUGAAGAUUUUGUCAACUUCCUCACUGGAUGUCUUAACUGGGAUCCCGAGAAGAGGAUGAAACCGGAAGAGAGCCAUCGACACCGGUGGUUGUCCGGUAACCGAGGUCCUGCACACAGCAGGAGGCCAUCUACAGCAUCUUCCAUAGUUUCCUCAAAGGAGGUGGGCAGAGAGAAACAACGGAAAAACAGCUCUCGUCAGAAUGGGGACGCUACCACUACCAACAAGAAGACACCUCCUCGCAAAAUGAGUACGAGUUCGUCGAUGCCAAAGGUGUACAAGGCGUGCAAGAAUAACGUCAGAUUGCGAGAUUCUUCUAGAAAAGAUUACAUUUACACAUCACUCAGCAGAACAUCAUCGGAAGAGUCGUUAUUACUGAAAAGGGGAGAGUUUAGUUCAGAAGAUCCUCGCCUGUACGAGCACAAAGACCCACUGGAAGACUCAGGGACUUUUCUGCCCCAGAUCUUGUGACAGCAACUAAUACUCGACGCCAUUCUCAGGAAUGUCCUCCAACAGGAAGAAGAAAAGGCUGCCGGUCCAAAAUAAAAAAAAAGAGAGUUUUUUGCAAUCAAAUUGUGAUUCAACCACCAUGUUUAGUGUUCCAACAUCAUAUAAUAUUCACUUAUUAUUUUCAAUUCAAAAGUAAGUUGUUGGUAUAGCUUAUUGUUUGUGAAGGAGGUUAAUCCCUUGCGAAAUAUUUGCAAUCAGUUUCACCAACAAAGUAGUAAAUAAUAAUAAUCUCAUUAAUUAAAUUUUUACACGAGAUAAAUUAUUAUUGUUUUACAAAUGAAUUGCACUAACAUUUCUGAAUUCUCCUAUAUAGUGCGGCUUUCAGGAGAACUCCUCCAGACACUCGUCUGGAAUAGUGGCGGUUGCUAUGGUUACUAGGAAAAGUCACUUCGAAUAGGGAUGUAGGGUGAAUAGUUAGUUUUGUCUUAAUUUUGGCAUAAGUCAGCGUGAGUAAACCAAUCGGCACCUUCUUUCCUCUAUUUUACUCUAAUUAGAGAUGUACUCUCACUUGUUACCAUAGUAGCAGACAGCCCCAGAUUUUUAGUCUGGAGCCUCAAAGCCGCACAGUGCUUUGCUUUGUUUUCAGGGUUCUAUUUAUACUUAAAAAUGUCUUUUAUUUUAUGAUUCAUAUU